UGCUGUUGGUUACAAUGAGCCGGUGCCGUGGGGGCGCCGCUUUGUUCCUGGUUCAUCCUCCAGCUCUAGGAGCGGGGCGGUAAACUUACUGAACCUGCCCCCUUGUAACUCUCACCGCUCCCAGUGCAAACAGAAAGGUAGAGGCACCGCCGGCUUGCUGUGGUAUCGCGGCAGUCCGGCUGAAGUUUGUAUUGUCGAUCCUGGGGGUUUAAUCUUGGCUGUAAUUUCCCCCGCGAGGACAGAGGCGGAGAGCCCGGCGGGGGGUAGGAGUAAUGUGAGAUUCUCUGCCCCAGGUCACUUGAGGGGUGGCCCAGCCCGGGCUAACGGACGUUGCACUGAGUAUGGAGUGAUCUUCCCCCCCUCACUACCCCGCGCUCUCUGUCUCUCACAGCUCUCCUGACCAUGGAGGUGACCAUCUCCGAACUGAUGGAGCAGUUUCUGGGCAGCCCACUGGUGACCUGGGUUAAAACCUUUGGGCCAGUGGGAGGGAAGAGCAAUGACAAAGUCUCCACUUACAUGGAUUUAGUGGAUGGAGUGUUCCUGCACAAAAUCAUGUUACAAAUAGACCCAAGGCCAACCAAUCAGAGAGUCAACAAACACAUCAACAAUGAUGUCAACUUGCGUGUUCAGAACCUUGCCAUAAUAGUCAGACAUGUAAAGAAUUACUACCAGGAGUGUCUGCAGCAAUUGGUGGUGAUGAGUUUGCCAAAUGUGCUAACGAUUGCAAAAGAUCCCCUCUCAGGACAGAGCAUGGAUGAAAUGAAGAAGGUGCUGCUACUGAUGCUGGGGUGUGCUGUGCAGUGUGAACGGAAGGAGGAAUUCAUCGAAAGAAUCAAACAACUUGACAUUACAACUCAGACAGCCAUCGUUGCUCACAUACAAGAGAUCACUCACAACCAGGAGAAUGUGCUCGACCUUCAGUGGAUGGAACAGACUGAGAUGCCGGCAGAUGACCUGGAGGCUCUGUCCAGAUCAAUGGUCUUCCACCUGAAGAAACUCCUUGAAGACAGGGAUGAGUACUCGGAGGUAAUUGUGGAGCUCACCCAGGAGCGAGACUACCUCCAGACUCAGCAGCAGCUUCCGAGUCCUGUAAAGUCCUCGAGUCCUGAAUAUUCAGCUCGGACCAAUGGCAACCUGAGCAAAGAGGAGAAGCAACACCUAGCAGUGGACCUGGCAGACGCCAAGGCGAAGCUCCGUAGAAUCAGACAGGAACUGGAAGAAAAGGCCGAGCAGCUCGCUGACUCCAAGCACGAAGUGGAGCGUCUUGACGUGGAGUUACAGAGGUUGCGGCAAGAGAACAUGCAGCUGACCACAGAGGCACGUUCAGUCAGAGCGUAUCGGGAUGAACUGGACUCACUGAGAGAGAAAGCAAGCAGGGUCGACAGGCUGGAGAAUGAUCUAAUGCGAUGCAGGGAGAGGUUACAUGAUGUGGAUUUCUAUAAGGCCAGAAUGGAAGAGCUUCGUGAAGACAAUAUAGUUUUAAUUGAAACGAAGACCAUGUUGGAAGAACAGCUGAUCAUUGCACGGGCACGAUGUGACAAGCUGCAUGACCUUGAGAAGGAGAAUCUUCAGCUCAAAUCCAAACUACAGGACCAUGAAAUGGAUCGUGAGGCUGAUCGGAAACGCAUUGAGGAGCUUCUUGAGGAGAACAUGGUUCUGGAAAUAGAGAAGAAGCAGAGUAUGAAUGAGUCCGCACACCUGGGCUGGGAGCUGGAACAGAUGUCAAAGAGCACUGACCUUAUGGACGCAAGCCGUAAGUCAUUUGUGCUUGAGAUGAAUGAAUCUGCAUCGAGCCGGAUCCUGAAGUUGGAGAAGGAGAAUCAAAGUCUGCAGCAUGAAGUUCAGGAACUGCAGCAAACUGUACGGGCUGUGGAGGAGAGCAAUGCCAGAAUCACGGAGCUGGAGAAAGAGAGCGAGCUUCUGACCAUCCAGGUGCAGAAGCUUCAAUCUGAACUUGAUCAGGAGAAGCAGAGUAACCAAGACAUGGGCAGUCUGAGUGAGGAGCUCCUGCAAGACAAGACCCAGCUCAAGGAAAGCUUGGAGAUGGUCCGAGCUGAGAAAGAGAGACAGAUGUUUCCACAUCUGCUUUGCCAGGUUAAAGAACUGCAGGAAGAGAAUGAACACUUAAAGCAGACAGUCUGCUCGCUCAGGGAACGUUCUCAGAUCAGUGCCGAUGCGAGAGUGAAGGAGGUCGAGAAAGAGAACAAAAUACUUCAUGAGACGAUCACGGAAACAAGCAGCAAGCUGGCCCAAUUGGAGACUGAAAAGAAGCAAUCCCAUAAGGAGCUCCUACACUACAAGGAGAAGGAGCAAAAGGUAGAGGAGCUGGAGAAGGAUGUUCACACACUUGGAAAGGAAAAUGAGCAACUUCAGAAGCAGGUGGUCUCUUUGAAGUUUACAUGUGAGAACGUGGAACAGGAGAUUUCCAACCUUGAGCUGGAGAACAGCAAACUCAAGAAGUCUCUCAAUAGUUUGCAGAACUUGUCGAUUAAGUUGGAGAUGGUGGAAAAAGACAAUAAACAAUUGGAUGAGGAGAACUUAGAACUAAGGAGGAUGGUGGAGACAUUGAAGUUCACCAGAACAAAACUGAUCAAAGUGGAAAUGGAGAACCGAGAACUGGAAAAGGAGAAGGAUGAGCUGAGGAAAAGUGUCGAACUGUUAAGGGCCUCAACUCGCAAGUCGGAGCGAUUGGAAAUGAGCUACCAAAGUCUGGACUCGGAGAACCAGAGACUUCAGCAGGCACUAGACAACAGCAAUGUGAAAAUCCAGCAACUGGAGAAGGAGCUGCAGGACACUGAGAAUGAGAAUCAUGUACUGCAGAAAAACUUGGAGGAGCUGAAUAUGUGCAGCAAAAGGCUGGAGAAACUGGAAAACGACAACAUGUUGUUGGAGCACGAGGCUGCACAGCUUGAAAAGGACAAGAAGACUUUGGACAAAGAGAACAAACGGCUGUGGCAACAAGUGGAGCUGAAAGACGCAAUCCUCGAUGAGAAUAGUCAGAAAUUAUCGAGUAUGGAGAAAGAAAAGAGAACGCUAGAAAAGGAAGUGGGCAGAUACAAGGAGACAACAACAAAGGUGAAGGAACUGGAAGUGGACAAUAAGGAACUGUUCAAGCAAGCUACAAUUAAUAAGAGGACCCUUGCAACACUGAGGGAGGAACUGGUCCACGAGAAACUCAAGAGCCAACAGAUCUCAAAUGAAUUGGAAAAGCUUAACCAUGAAUUGGAGAAAAUUGGUCUAACCAAAGAGCGACUUCUACAGGAGGAACACAACAGCGAUGAUAACAAGUACAGAAUCUUGGAGACCAAGAUCGAAUCAACGCUGAAGAAAACACUAGAGAUUAAAGAGGAGAAGAUUCAGGCGCUGGAAUCUCGACUGAUGGAGUCUAGCAACCUGAACCAGCAACUACGCACAGAACUGAGCACGGUGAAAUGGAAUUUCGAAGCACUACUGCAACGUCAAGAUGAGGAAGGACUAGCCACUACCUCCGUUCCGAACUCUCCUCAGAGCUCCCAACCAGAAUGCACGGAGAAGGAAAAAUGGGAGAAGGAGAACAGGGAAACCACCUUGGAGCUGCUGAAAGUAAAGGACAACAUCAUCGAGGUGGAGAGGAACAACGCUGCAUUGCAGGCAGAGAAGGAGCUGCUAAAAGACCAGCUCAGGCAGCUCGAAGCACAGAACAAUGCAGUCAACUCGCAGAUCGUCACUCUACAGCGACAGACAGCCUCGCUACAGGAGCAUAGCACCACGCUACAGAUACAGAACGCCAAACUACAGGUGGAGAAUUCGACUCUGAGUUCCCAGGGUGCAGCUCUCAUGGGUCAGAAUGCCACCUUGCAGAGCCUGCAGUCCAGCCUGGAGAGCGAGAUUGAGAAGCUCACUCGUCAAAAGGAGGAAAUGAAGGCCACGUACGACUCGCUGCUUCAGGACCACGAGCGCCUGAUGGGGCUGAAUGAGCGUCAAUCCACCGAGUGCGAGACACUGAUCAGCCAGCAGGCUGGCCUGAAGGCAGCAUACAAGAACCUGGAGUCAGAACACACAGACCUGGAGGAAAGGUACAUGGGUCUGCUAAAGCAGAAGAUGGAGCUGGAGGAGUUGGACUGCACACUGAGAGACCAGCGAGAGAGCCUGCAGCGAGAGACGAAGAGGAGUGCAGCUGUUGCAGAAGAGAACAGACAGUUGCACGCUGACCUGAACAGGUUGAGCUCGAUGAAUGCCCAGUUGAAGGAGGAGUAUGAUGGUCUGCAGACCCACACCAAGGAGUUCAAGAGUGCCCUGAACAACACAGAGCUGGAGUUGGCAAGGUGGCAGUCGGAGUACCACAGUUUAAAGGAGCAGCACCAGAACCUGGACAUCUUGCAUACCAAACUGGACAACCACUGUGAGCUUCUGACCCAGUUGAAGGGAAACCUGGAGGAGGAGAACCAUUAUUUGCUGAGUCAAGUUCAGAUGCUGAAUCAGCAGAACCAAAACCUCCUCGAGCAGUCCAUGGAGAGCAAGGAACACUACCAUGAGGAGCAGAAGCAGUAUAUAGACAAGUUAAAUUCCCUUCGAAGGCAAAAGGAGAAACUGGAAGAGAAAAUAAUGGACCAGUACAAGUUCUAUGAGCCAACCCCUAAAAGGAAGAGUAACUGGGUGGCUGCAAAGGCCCUUGUGAAAUUCAUGAAACCCAAGAAGGAGAGUGGCAAGGAGCGGCUGAAGAUUGCUCCCGAGAGCCAGGUUCAGCAGCAGCCAGACGUGGCACCGGUGCCAACUGCUUCUCGGGUGCAGAGAGCGAGUCUAGACAACUCCUCGCUAGGAUCCAACUCUCUGGAGGAAAAUGGCCUGAGCCCGACCAGUAAAGUUGCCGGUGACGGCCAAAAGCAGAGAGAGUUGUCAGGGAGUUCAGGCCACUCCGAGAGCCCGAGCCCAGAGGGAACCGGUACAAUGUCCCAUCGCCGCCGCAGUAACCUGGGAUCCAUGGCGUAUUCCACAUCUACCGUCCACCUGCCCACCUCAAACCUCAACGCUACCAACAGCUACAGGAGACCAGUCCGAACCAAAGGUUUUAACUCUGAUGAUGAUCUCCGGACACGGUCCCUUGAAGUGGAGUUGACCCAUAAUGGGAAUGCAAGUCUAGGCUUUACUGAUCACAUGGAUGGCAGACUGGAAAGUCUUAGGACUGACGAGCUUGUGCCUAGUCAAGACAUCGGAGCAGGCCCCAGAGAAAACCAGCCCCUUCGACCCAGCUCAUCGCUGCUUGCAGGCAGUAAGUCGGACCCCAUGUUAUCACGGAGGAACCCAGUGUCCUACAGCACACUGCAGAGGGGCACUGCAGAUAGCUGUCCCUCAGGUCGGACCAGGGCUUCCUCACCUGGCAGUGAGAUGGUGACGCUGGAGCAGUUUCUACAGGAGACCGGGCAGCUGGGGUCAAACAAUGUCAGCAUACGAGAUGAAUUGCUGAGUGAUUACUUUAAGAAGAGAAGUGAGCCGGCAAUGAUUAGCGCACAUCCCGGCAGGAAGGAAAUAGCUAAAGUGCCAACCAGCCACGUUUUGCCUGUUCCAAAGAAAAUGUCUGACCCUCGUGUGCCUGUGGCUCAACUGCAGCCCAGCCCCUCCUCCCAGCCAGUGGCUCCCAUCCACAGCAACGCUCCCAAGCUGAGAGAGAAGGUGCCGCAAGCCCGGAACCCGUCCCUGGGAAAUGCCAGGAGCUGCUCACUGACCCGGGCACACAGCCUGGCAUCGGCCGAUGGACUGAGGUCCAGCUGCCCAGACCAGCGGGAGGCUCAGCAUCAUCUGAUGGCGGAGGCCCCUCCACUGAGUGGGACCAGCAGCUGGAGAUCCACCGGCGACUGCAGGAGUGGGGGGACGCCACAUGAGAGACCGCAGUCAGCCAGGCCACUGGGCUCUCACCCGGCAGUCAGCAUCAGCUGCCGGACCCUAGACCCCAGGCGCCUCUCCCUGGCCCCCCCGAAGGACGAGAAAUGCCUUGCCCUCCCUCAGCACUCUGCCAGCUCCCUCAGAAAUGGCGGAGGGCCAUGUGUUUCACCUGGGACCCCACCUGCCACCACGGCGCGUGCCGGGGACAUGGCCCUUGUCCCUCCCGUACGGGCCAGCUCUCAUCAAAGCAAUGAUCUGAAAGGGCGGGGCCAGAGACUGUGUGGGGAUUUGGAGGCUGCCCCUGGACAGAGCAGAGCUCCUGACUACAUUGACCCUGCAACCAGAGCAGACGAUGUGAGCAAAAGGGGUGGAGGGGGGGCUAAGACUUCUUCAGGCUCUCCUGAUGCCGGUGAUGACCAGCAGACCGUGUGGUAUGAGUAUGGCUGUGUGUGAAAACCUCUCUCCACCAGAUGAUGUGCCACUUUUAUAUCAGCUUCGAAGCAGAAGAGUCCUUUGCUGUUCCCGAUACUUCAAGGAUGAAGCAAACAGGUUUAUCGCAACACUGCAUGAACACAAAGGCAAUCUACACUCAGGUUCGAAUCGCAAUGAUUUUGAAAAUAAAAUCCACGUUUUUACAUUCUGUUGAAAUGGACCCAUUCUUGGGGAACCGAAGGCAAAACGUAGCCCCCAUUGAUUCUCCUUGAUUGUGCAUUUCCUUCUGCUCCUUGCUAUUUAGCUGAGCCAUUGACUGGUUCUGUCUCCCUUGAGUUAGCUUCUACUGCUUCAGUGGGCAAGGAAGGCAUUGUUGUACAAAGUGGUGACGUGUAAUAUUUGAAGAGUUUAGUUUCCAGAGAAGCACCUUUUAACAAGCUCCGAGUGUCUUCCUACAGAAAUCACAGAAUCUCCCAUCUCAGCACGAGGCUAUUCAGCCCCUUCUCAUUGUGCCAACCUUUGGAAAAGCUCCUCUCCCUAAACCGCUGCACACUUUUUGCUUCCCCCUUGAAAGUUACAAUCAGAGUUUAUUUUCAGACCAGCUAUUCCGCCACAUCAGGUUCUGAUGCUGGUUCUUUAGCCAAUUCCUCGGAAUCUGUGUCCUUUAGUUACUGAGUUCCUGCCCACAGAGACAAAUUUCUCCUCAUUUCCGUGAUCAGAAAUCUCUCUACGCCUUUCAAAAAUAUGUUUACACUGCAUCAGAGUCUGAGCCCUGGACUCGAAUGUGGGUACACACCUAGAGAGAGGUAUGGGAGCACUGUCUGAGCUGGCACAGUGGCCAGGGCAUAGCCAGUGGGAAGGACACCCCACAGGUUGGGACAAGGUAACUAUUCUGUCCACUACAUGCUGCCCGUCAGCAACUGCCAACUAACCACCUUCAAAGGUUGGGAAGCAGAAAAUGCCUCUGGCAGUAAAUCUUAAUGGAUCAGGGAGAGGAGACCUCACUUUGCAAAUGCUGCACAUAUUGCCACUUAGCUGCCCUGUACAUACUAGUGCUGGUGCUUCUGUCUCUGCAUUCUGUAAAUAAAUGUAAAUGGCACCAAUAUCAGAUUCUUUAUGCAUUGUUGGUCCUGAAAUCCUGCACAAUUUUGCUUUUACAAAAUGAUGGUGUUUAAGCUGUACAGUUCAGAAGGACUGUUUUCUCUGUGCACAAGAACUGCAGCUAGUGGUUUAAGCUCUGGCCUGUACCACCAGUGUUCUCUCUCUCAUUGGUCACAGCCCUGAUCAAAUCUCAUAUUGUUCUGGUUUUUCAUUUUCUUAAGGUUUGUAUUUUUUUGCUCUGGGAAAGGAAACUGUGUUGUUUUGUUUCCAAGUGUUUGUCCGAUUGAUUUUCAAUUGUAAAUUUAAGUACGGACCAAAUUUGGGAUUAAAUAGGAACACUGGAAAAGCAACAGAGAGACUUGUCACGUUGGCUUCUGUCUCUUUCUUGUUCAAACAACUGAUUUAUUCUGGAAGAAUUCGUUUACUGAGAGAGGGUGAUGAAUGAAUAAAAUAAAUGGUUGAAUAUCUUUGCUCAUUAUAAGAAUCUAAUGAAGCUCUCCAAGGAAUAGAAACUGGCUGUUGUGUUGUACAUUUCCUUUUGUAGAUAUGGUUUUGAGGAUGGAUCUUGAUGUAAUUAGUUUUGUCAAUAUUUGCUGGCCUUGGAGAUACAGAUUGAUGGAGUGUAAUGUUGAAAAUGUACCUUUUCAAACUAACGUUUAAUUCUUUGUAAUAAAUAUUAUGAAAUCA
Molecule: messenger RNA, 8079 nt
Organism: Stegostoma tigrinum
Lineage: Eukaryota; Metazoa; Chordata; Chondrichthyes; Orectolobiformes; Stegostomatidae
Gene: ccdc88c
Product: coiled-coil domain containing 88C
Exons: 30
Coding region: 403-6312 (1969 amino acids)
Biological process (GO): cytoplasmic microtubule organization; cytoskeleton-dependent intracellular transport
Cellular component (GO): cytoplasm; centrosome
Molecular function (GO): dynein light intermediate chain binding; microtubule binding
Source: RefSeq, a predicted model, not a curated record